Molecule: messenger RNA, 1617 nt
Organism: Parnassius mnemosyne (clouded apollo)
Lineage: Eukaryota; Metazoa; Arthropoda; Insecta; Lepidoptera; Papilionidae
Source: the annotation of a GenBank genome assembly
AUGGACGUCAAAUUAUCAGUUAUUUGUCAAACCUGUCUAAGUAACGAACGUUUACUAUAUCCUUCGCAUAAGUUAGCAUCUGUUCUUGAUAAAUUGGGCAUAUUUUUAAAGAUAGAUGAAUACAGUGGUAUAUGUUGGGAGUGCAAAGCCAUUAUUAUGAGAUUCUUAAAAUUUAAGCAGCAAGCAAUCAGAGCGCAGAGAGCUUUAAAUCUAAUUGUCCAGAUUCAAGAUUUAAAAAGUCUAAGUACUUUAUCAUACCAAAAUAAAUAUAUUUAUGACUUAGAAAUUCAAUACAAUGAUCCGUUAACAACUGUUGAAACAGAAAAUAAGAGUGAUAUAAAAGUAGAAAAGCAGACUAAUCAUGAAAUUUUCAUAAAUGAAAAAUUACCAGAUAAUGAUUUAGGUAUAAUUGAUGAAGAAGUAUGUGAAGCGUAUGAAAAUAUAUCUUAUAUAGAAGACAUUGGUACAAAAACAAAAGAUAAUAAAGUAAAAAAGAUUAAGUGUGUAAAACCAGUAAAGCUUAAAAGAAGAAACAGUAAAUCAGACAUUAAAGAAGUGGACAAGAAGUUUACAACUGUUGUGUUCACAGAGGAGGAGAUGUUGAAGAAUAGAGAGAAGAAGCGAAAUCAACCUAAUUUUAAAAAGAUUCCCUACAAAUGUGAAUUAUGUGUUCUCGGAUUUACGCGGAAAGAGAAUUACGAAUUACACAUUGAAAAGAAACACAAUGAAGACACAGGCCAACACGUUUGUGAUGUUUGUCAAUCACGGUUCAGUUCUAUUAGUUCAUUAGACAGGCAUCGUCAGAAACACUAUGUGCUGUAUCGUUGCCGUCUUUGCGAUUAUGAGAGCCUUGAACUUUGGUCCGCUGUGAACCAUUGUCGGGCAAAGCAUAGUGGGGACACUAGUGGGAGAAUACACUGCCCUCAGUGCUCUGUUAUUGUAAGGAGUCCGGAAGCAUUGACUGAGCACAUGCGGUCUCAGCACGUGCUACGUUGCAGUGAGUGCGGCGACAAAUUUAAAGGCAAGCACACACUCCGGAGGCAUAAACUUCGGACACAUGGCUUGAACCGGGACUUUGUCUGUGAUAUAUGCGGGAAGACGUUCAUGAAGAAGUCCCGCUUGGAGUCGCACGUGGUCGGCCACAAUUCGGCACUGGCGAAGAAGCUAGCGUUUUGCACUGUUUGCAAUGUGCAGUACAAGAAUUUAUAUGUCUAUAGAAAUCACUUGAAGAACAGCGCCAACCAUUCUGAAAGGUUAUAUGAGUGUACGGAGUGCAAUAAGAAAUUCGCGUCGAAGGUGUACUGGAGGAAGCACUGCGAUUUUUACCAUUUAAAUAAGUCACAAUUUAAAUGCGAGAUAUGCAAUAAGUUGUUUAUAUCUGACUGGCGUCUGAAGAACCAUCGGCAGACCAACCACGGUCUCAGCAGAUCAAGGAACCACACGUGCAAUAUAUGCGGCAAGAAAUUCUUUACGCUGUCAACUCUUCGAGGCCAUCAGUUGACACAUUCAGAGCAGCGCUCAUACAUGUGUGAGGACUGCGGUGACACGUUCAAGCAGAGACCAGCACUAUACACUCACUCACGUCUUGUACACAAGGGUGGUAAACGACGAAAAUGA